Messenger RNA from Galendromus occidentalis (western predatory mite), 2954 nucleotides. Its product is annotated as putative helicase MOV-10. Gene Ontology annotation, molecular function: 5'-3' RNA helicase activity; RNA binding. NCBI's taxonomy places the organism in Eukaryota, Metazoa, Arthropoda, Arachnida, Mesostigmata, Phytoseiidae. The record is from RefSeq and is a predicted model, not a curated record. The transcript is spliced from 14 exons. The coding region runs from base 1 to 2808 and encodes 935 amino acids.
AUGCUCAAGAGUCGCCAAAGAGUCAGGUGCAAGACCUGCGAUUUCGAGGUCCCAGCGGACGCGCAGGCAGAGCACCAGAGGAGUGUCAUACAUCAGACGAACAUCAUGAGGUCCAAGAUACUUACAAAUGAGGAGGAGUUCUUGAAGAAUAAAGAGGGAAUCCGGCUAGUCGGCGAGGAGUUCGAAGAAGUAGGCUCCGAAAUCACCCUGAGAUGUGAAGCGCAGAAGUUCAAAACAGGGAACCUGAUAAUCUAUAGCGACAGCUUCGAUGUGCAACUCAAGAAAGCGAUCCCCAUCGACCACAACGAGGUACUUAGAGUCGUGAGCGUUGUUGGGAACUCACCCAUCCCAAUCCCGAAAGGCACAUCCUUCAAACUGCAGCUCAGAGCCGAUGCUCGUCAACAAUGUCAGCUCAUGAUUCCUCUCGGCCUUCUGUUCUCGAGGAGAGGUCAGAGCGAAAUAUUCAUAAUGCGUUACGUUAGAGUGAUCUGCAUCGACCCCACAAUAAUAUCAUGUGAGCCCGAAAGUCCAUACGUUUCGGUGGAACCCGUGGCACAGCUGCCACCCGCCAAGAAAAUUGUGAAGAUGAAAACAUCAUCACGUGACAUGGCUCAAAGGAGGGUUGUCCAGGAAUCCUCAAGGCAGCGUUCGAGUGUAGACUUUGUUCCCGGAGCUGAAGAAGAGGCAGACGAAAUCUUUCCUGAGCAGGAAGCCGUGCGGAAAGUUCCUCUGUUCGAUUGCAGGCCGCCUGAGUUCCUUCGUCAAGUCCACAUGAACGGCCUGAAAGACGCGCCGGACAUGUCGGACGAGUAUAGAGAGAGAUCAGACGAUAUCAAAAAAUGCAUCGACAUCGGUAUUGACGCGGAGGAGCCAGAGAACUACUCGAAGUUCUUCCAUACCCUGGUGGCAUUCGAAGACAUCCAGCAGGACACCGAUAUACGGAUGUAUGAUAAAGCGAGCGCUAAGCUGAAACCAUUCGAGGAUGAUCCACGGAGGUUUGAAAUCGAAGUCGAGGGUCUCGAGGAGGGCCGGCCCUCCAUAUUGGUCUACGACAGGAUCUUCGUCCGUGAGGAGCACGAUGACUCGUUCGAGUAUGAAGGAUUCGUAUCUCGGGUCAAAUCGACGUCUAUCGAAAUCCUUAUGGAGCAUGAAGAUUUCCUGCAGAAGUACUAUUCGUCGCCCGACUACUAUGGGGACGAGGAAGACGAAUACGCGGAGCCAACGCUUUUCGUGGGAUACGGAGUGCGAUUCACAGUCAGUCGCAAAACCAUGCGACUCAUGUAUCGAGCUCUUCGCCAGUAUGACGACGUCCUCAGCACUGCACCCAUCGACGAAUUGUUGAUGCCUCGCAACCAGUGGCCUGCGCGACCCACAACUUCAAAUCUGCAGACUAUGGAACUCGUCAACAAGAACAUUGCACAAAAUCCCGAACAGCUCUGCGCGGUCCGCAACAUUGUUCUCGGUCUGCAUCGACCAGCGCCUUACGUCUUAUUCGGCCCCCCAGGGACCGGCAAAACUACAACGAUCACCGAAGCCAUCAUACAGGUCUACAGGAAGCUGCCGGAGAGCCGCAUCCUUAUAGUGACGCCAUCAAAUGCGGCUGCGAAUGUCGUGACGGAAAAGCUUAUCAACAGUCAAGCCAUUCCUAUUGCCGACAUCUACAGACUGUUUGGUGUGAAUUGCUCAGAAAGCAGGGUGUCAUCGCCAGAGAUGAAGAAGGCUUCGAACUGGAGGGAGAGCGCAAAGAUGUUCAUAGAGGUCUCUAUGGACGUCGUCAUGGUGUACAAAAUCGUAGCUUGCACGCUGACCAUGUCCGGGAGCUUAGUCACCAUGGGGAUUCCGAGAGGUCAUUUCACGCAUAUAUUCAUUGAUGAAGCCGGACACGCCAUGGAACCCGAGGCCCUUAUACCCAUCGCGGGACUCCUCGAGAUUUCCGACUCGCCAGAAAGAGCCGGCGGCUCGGUGAUAUUGUCAGGAGAUCACCUUCAGCUCGGUCCGAUAAUUCGAUCCCCUAUCGCCAGGACUUACGGAAUGGGAAAGUCGUUAUUGGAGAGGAUUAUGGAGACCAAGCCUUACUGUCGCGGAGAGAACAACGCUUACAAUCCCAUGCUUCUGACGAAACUCGUACGCAACUUCCGCUCCCAUGCCAAGAUCAUCGCUGUUCCGAACAUGCUCUUCUACGACGAUGAAUUGGAAGCUUGCGGCGACAAGGACAUAACUCACAGCCUCGUCAUGUACGAGAAAUUGCCAGCGAAAGGGACGCCUGUCAUUUUCCACGGCGUGUUUGGUAGCGAGUUGAGGGAGUCGAACAAUCCCUCUUACUUCAACCCUGAAGAAAUAUCAGUCAUUGUUAGCUACGUCAGGGAUCUGCUCUCGGAAAAAACCAAAACUUUCGAUGGAAAGCCCAUCGAGCAGAGAGACAUCGGAAUCAUCGCUCCUUAUCGGAAACAGGUCCUGAAGCUGCGCUUCAUCCUUGAAAAGUACGGUUACUCAGAUAUAACCGUAGGCUCGACCGAAGAGUUCCAAGGGCAGGAGCGUCUAGUGAUGAUUAUCUCCACGGUGAGGUGUUCUCAGAAGAAAUUCCAUAUGAACCCGGGCCAGAGUCUCGGUUUCCUCCGAAAUCAGAAGAGGUUCAAUGUGGCCCUGACUCGUGCGAAAGCAUUGAUGAUAAUCGUUGGUGACCCACGAGUUCUCAACUCAGAUUACCGAUGGAGACAAUUCAUCAAAGUGUGUGAUGAAGAAGGCUCUUGCACAGGGGAGACCUGCAAAUCGGUUCUAACAAUAUACGAAGAUUUGUUCAAGAAGUAAGUGCGACAACGUCGUCACUCCCUAAACGCAUCGUCCAAACAAGAUGCUCCCCCAAUAGACAGAGCCGAUAAUCAGAACACGACGGAGGACCAGCGCUAAACUCCGAAUUUUUCUCUUGAAGGCUUGAGGAACUGUCCCUGAUCAGA